Rhagoletis pomonella (apple maggot) is the source of this 1840-nucleotide messenger RNA. Its product is annotated as glutactin-like. The coding region runs from base 55 to 1644 and encodes 529 amino acids. The record is from RefSeq and is a predicted model, not a curated record. The transcript is spliced from 5 exons. NCBI's taxonomy places the organism in Eukaryota, Metazoa, Arthropoda, Insecta, Diptera, Tephritidae.
UAUCUUCGAAUAUUUAUUUAGCCUCCUCGCCCUGUAGAACCAUGGGACGACGUUAUGGAUGCCUCGGCUGAUAAAAUCGGUUGCCCAUCAGUUGUCUCUAUUGAAUCUUUAAAGAAGUUGGACGAUGUGAUGGACAUCGAAGACUGCCUCACAUUGACUAUAACCACGCCUGAUGUCACAGGUCGAUAUCCAGUUCUUGUGUACAUACAUGGCGAAUAUUUGUUUGAGGGCAGCAAUGCUGAGGCACCGCCUGAUUAUUUGCUAGAAAAAGAUAUUAUAUUAGUGGCGCCACAGUACCGACUAGGUCCAUUCGGUUUUCUAUCAACAAAAACUGAAGACAUACCUGGCAACGCGGGAGUAUUGGACGUGUAUCUGGCAUUACAAUUUGUUAAACAUUUCAUCAAAUAUUUUGGAGGUGAUGAGAAUCGGGUGACACUAGCGGGUCAAGUAGGUGGUGCAGCAAUCACGCAUUUGCUUGCCAUUUCACCAAUGGUCCAGCAUGGGCUUUUCCAACAGGCUAUAUACCAUUCAGGGUCGGCUCUUAUGCCCAUUUUCCUAGAAGAAAAUCCGCGAAAACUUGCUCAGGAUAUCGCUGAAAAGGCCGAAUGCAAAAUGAAAACAGUGCGGGAUUUAAACGAGUGUUUAAUGGAUUUGUCAGCACUGGAACUACUGAGUGCCUUUAUGACCCAUGCUAUUGAAAAAUCCGAUUUGGGUGUGGGGCACACCGGUGGCAUUCAGUUUACGAUUGGCGGACCCAGCGGCGUGUUGCCUGAGCACCCAUAUAAUUUAAUGCUCAAAUCGAACUUUUCUUACCCCUCAAUGGGUGGGUGCCCAAAGAAUGUUGGUUCACGACUUUUGAAUGAAAUUGUUGAAAAUGACUUCGAAAGCAUCAUACCAGACGAUAGUUACGGAUCGUACGAUUAUAUAGAUCAUGUUAUUCGUCAAGUUGUGGGCACGGAUAAAACAAUGAUGUUGACUAGUUUCAUCACUCACGACUUUUUUAAUAGGAAGUUGAUGGAAAAUGGCACUUUCAGCACUUUGAUACCACGUUUAAUCGAUGUCGGUGGUACUUUGAUGCAUAAACUUCCCGUGCUACUGGCACUAAAUAUGAAUAACAAGCACGUUCCAGACAACACAUUUCUCUAUUCAUUUGAAUACAUGGGCGAGUUCAAUCGGUAUCGUGACUUGGACGAAGAGACUAACAUGCAGAGUCCUUUUAAAGCAGGCAUCUCAUUAACAGAUGAAGCACUAUAUCUCUUCCCUUACCCACAACAUGUCACCAACUUAAGCUCGCCCGAUGUGUCGAUGGCGAAGCGUAUGGUGGACUUAUGGUCUUCAUUUGUGAUUAACGGUAAUCCUCUAAGCGACCUGCGAGCGGGAUAUUGGCCGCCUAUGACCACAUUGUAUGGUCCUUACAUGAAAAUAAGCGAAACGUUAACGGUGAGCGGUAAUUUCUUCAAUGAGUUCUCAGCAACGCUCGUAGACGAAGAAAAUGGUCACAGCUUAGUCCGUGAAAGUUACUACCUGCGGAGGAACCGUGCUAAGAGACGACGCACAGUUAAGCGUAAUAGUCACAACAAACUUAAUCGAAAUACUUUCCCGGAAAUACGUCAUACUUUGCCAAAAAAUGUGUUUAAUUCGUGAUAUUGAUUUAGUUAAAUACUAAGCUUAAUUUUAAAUUCUUAAAUCUUUUUUGCGGACCAUAUAUGUUUGUUUACGUACUUAUGUCAGUAUGCAUGUACUAGGAAUGUCAAUCCCGGGAGCCCGGACUUUUUAAGGUCUCGAAAAUCACGGGAUUCUUGGCAAGUAAUCCCGGGAUUUUCGGGAUUUGUAAUUUGCA